UAACUGUGCAGGAUUUCUAGAGCAGAAAACUCGAUUAAACUUAAAAAGUUAUUGGUAUUCGAUCCUGGCUAUUAAUUUUUUUUGGUGACGUGGUCUGGAAUUAAACCUAACUUUGGUGGUAAAAAAGUGAGUUUUAUCCUAAUAUUCCAGGUGUUAACCAUAAUAACAAAAUUUUAAGUUCAUUUUCCCAAAUUAGUCCUCCCACCGCGCUAACCGCCUCCAUUCCAAGGCUUUUUGAUAACUGCAGCAUAUCUAUUUUUUUUUAAUUUUUUUUUUCAAUCGGUCGAUUGAAGAAAGCAGAACCAAAGAAGAAGAGCAAAAAUGUCGGAAAAAUUCUCUGCAACGCUGCGUAUUGGAGAUUUGAAUGAUUACAUAGCGCCUUCCCAAGGCUGCGUUGUUUCUCUCAAAGCUAAUUCUAAGUCCACUUCCUCCUCCAGGAUUCCAAAAUUUAAUUCCGAGGAGCUGGAAAAAUUUGGAGGUGCUGUUAAGAAGCCAGCGGAAGCAGUUGAACCUGUGAAGAUUUCAUUAAAAGACUGUUUGGCUUGCAGUGGUUGCAUAACCUCAGCAGAGACUGUUAUGCUGGAGAAACAAAGCUUAGACGAGUUUCUUUCCAAUCUUGAUAAGGGGAAGGCUGUCAUAGUCUCUGUAUCUCCUCAGUGUCGAGCAUCUCUUGCUGUUCAUUUUGGUCUGUCUCCUCUUCAGGUUUUUAAAAAGCUCACAACUUUAUUUAAAUCAAUGGGAGUGAAGGCUAUUUUUGAUACCAGCUGCAGCCGAGACUUGACAUUAAUUGAAUCUUGUAAUGAAUUCAUAACAAGAUAUAGACACUGCCAUUCUACCAGCAAUGAGAAAUCCAAGUUGUCCCUACCCAUGAUAUCUUCUGCCUGCCCAGGGUGGAUAUGUUAUGCUGAAAAGUCCCUUGGAUCCUAUAUUCUUCCAUAUAUUUCAUCAGUCAAGAGCCCUCAACAAAUCAUCGGAUCGGUUAUAAAGAGACAUAUCUGUCACAGUCUAUAUUUGAGGCCAGAGGAUAUUUACCAUGUAACAGUGAUGCCAUGUUAUGACAAGAAACUUGAAGCUGUUAGGGAUGACUUUGUGUUCGAAGUUGAACCACAAGGUCACAAGAUCACAGAGGUAGAUUCAGUUUUGACUACUGGAGAGCUAUUAGAUUUAAUCCAGUCAAAAUCCAUUGAUUUUAAAAGCUUGGACGAAUCACCUUUGGAUAAAUUGUUGACAAAUAUUGACGAAGGGGGCCAGCUUUAUGGAGUGACUGGAAGCUCCGGAGGAUAUGCAGAGACAAUAUUCUGUUAUGCUGCUAAAGUGCUUUUUGGCAAGGAGAUCACUGGUCCUGUCGAAUUUAAGACAAUACGGAAUUCCGACUUUAAAGAGCUGACUCUAGAGGUAGAAGGUAAGCCUGUCUUGAAGUUUGCUCUGUGUUAUGGUUUCCGAAACCUGCAAAACGUUGUUCGGAAAAUAAAAGCUGGAAAGUGUGAAUAUCAGUUCCUGGAGAUCAUGGCCUGUCCAUCAGGAUGCUUAAAUGGUGGAGGUCAAAUCAAAGCAAAGCGUGGUGAAUCUGCUAAAGAUUUAAUUCAGUCGUUGGAAUCCAAAUAUAUGGAAAACGUUUUGGUGGCGAACCCUUUUGAAAAUCCGAUCAUCAAAGCCUUGUAUGCAGAAUGGCUUGAUCAACCGGGUUCCGAGAAAUCAAAGAGACUGAUGCACACAGAAUACCAUCCUGUAGUGAAAAGCAUGACUUCCGAGCUGCAGAAUUGGUAGCAGCUGAAGAAUAUAAAGUUCCGUGACAUAGGGGUUAUCUGGGAAAUCACCUUUAUGACUUUGUAAACUUUGCUGGUUAUAUUGGGAGGGAUGUUUGUUUUUUCUAUAUAUUGGUAGGGGUAGUUUAGGUGGUACAUCUCCUCUUUCUGAUAUCAUGAUUACAGCAUAUUUGAGGAGCACAAUUUUGGUAGGGAGAAGAGAGAGAUGGAUGAAUGUUGCAGUGGUGCUCGUAUGUGUACAUAUCUUGUCAAAAAUUUCUGUUGUGGGGUUUGUAUUAUGGCUUCCAACAUCUGUCUAAUAAUCGCCUUUGUAGGGAAUUGUAUGAAAAACAGUGCAAUCUAAAAAUUACAAUGAGAAUUAUGUCUUUGAGGCGGAGCAGAAAGUAUUCU
Molecule: messenger RNA, 2156 nt
Organism: Oldenlandia corymbosa var. corymbosa
Lineage: Eukaryota; Viridiplantae; Streptophyta; Magnoliopsida; Gentianales; Rubiaceae
Source: the annotation of a GenBank genome assembly